Equus quagga is the source of this 1442-nucleotide messenger RNA. Its product is annotated as protocadherin gamma-B6-like. Gene Ontology annotation, biological process: homophilic cell-cell adhesion. NCBI's taxonomy places the organism in Eukaryota, Metazoa, Chordata, Mammalia, Perissodactyla, Equidae. The transcript has a single exon. Gene Ontology annotation, molecular function: calcium ion binding. The record is from RefSeq and is a predicted model, not a curated record. Gene Ontology annotation, cellular component: plasma membrane. The annotation marks the transcript as partial.
GAGAACUGGAGCGCGCAAUGGGAGGGAGCUGCGCGCGGAGGCGCCCGGCCGGCCCGCGGCAGGUACUGAUUCCCUUCCUACUGCCUUUGUUCUACCCCGCGCUCUCCGAACCGAUCCGCUACUCGAUUCCUGAGGAGCUGGCCAAGGGCUCGGUGGUCGGGAACCUCGCCAAGGAUCUAGGGCUCAGUGUCCUGGAUGUGUCGGCUCGGAAGCUGCGAGUUAGCGCAGAGAAGCUGCUUUUCAGCGUAGACGCGGAGAGCGGGGAGCUACUUGUGAAGGACCGAAUAGACCGUGAGCAGAUAUGCAAAGAGAGAAGAAGAUGUGAAUUGCAGUUGGAAGCCGUGGUGGAAAAUCCUUUAAAUAUCUUUCAUAUCGUUGUGGUUGUUGAGGAUAUUAAUGACCAUGCCCCUCAAUUUGAUAAAAAGGAAAUACAUUUAGAAAUUUUUGAGUCUGUAUCCCCAGGUGCACGACUAUCCCUUGACCCUGCCACUGACCCUGAUAUAAACAUGAACUCGAUUAAACAUUAUCAGAUAAAUUCUAACCCUUAUUUCUCAUUAAUGGUUAGAGUUAAUUCCGAUGGUGGCAAAUAUCCAGAGUUAUCUUUGGAGAAACCUCUAGACCGGGAAGAGAAGCGGUUUCAUCACUUGAUAUUGACUGCCUUGGACGGAGGGGACCCGCCACGAAGUGCCACUGCUCAAAUAGAAAUCUUUGUCAAGGACACCAAUGAUAACUCGCCAGUGUUCAGCAAAGACGAAUAUAGAAUCAGUGUUAGUGAAAAUCUGCUCCCUGGGUCCUCCGUGUUGCAGGUGACAGCCACUGACCAGGACGAGGGUGUCAAUGCCGAAAUAAACUACUACUUCAGGAGCACCGCUCAGAGUACAAGACACAUGUUCUCAUUGGAUGAGAAAACAGGUAUGAUUAAGAAUAACCAGUCAUUGGAUUUUGAGGAUAUAGAAAGAUACACCAUGGAAGUGGAAGCAAAGGAUGGAGGUGGUCUCUCGACCCAAUGUAAAGUAAUCAUAGAAAUCCUAGACGAAAACGACAACAGCCCAGAAAUAAUCAUCACUUCUCUCUCUGAUGAGAUUUUGGAGGAUUCUCUUCCAGGAAUGGUUGUUGCCAUCUUCAAAACACGGGAUCGGGAUUUUGGAGAAAAUGGAGAAGUCAAGUGUAAUGUAGGAAGAGGGGUUCCUUUCAAGAUUUCUUCUUCUAAUAAUAAUUACUACAAGCUGGUAACAGAUGGAUUCUUGGACCGAGAGCAGACUCCAGAGUACAACGUCACCAUCACAGCCACUGACAGGGGCAAGCCGCCCCUCUCCUCCAGCACUACCAUCACUCUGCACAUCGCCGACAUUAACGACAACGCGCCAAUUUUCCACCAAGCCAACUACGUGGUCCACGUGGCUGAGAACAACCCGCCCGGCGCCUCCAUCGCCCAAGUCAGC